UUGUGUUUACAUGUGGAGGCUGGCGUCAGGUGGUGGUGUGGCGGGCUGCUUUCUUGGUAGGAACACCUCUACCUUCCUCACACUCGCAUGCCUGGUGUGCACACCUCUGGCUGGGCUGGCGAGGACACCAGUGGUGUGACUGGCAACGACACCAGUGGUGUAACUGGUGAGGACACCUGUGGUUUGACUGCGAACAUCACAAUGUCAGAGGAUGAUGAUGAUUAUGGACCUCCUCUAGCAUUAAAGUGGACAGACCAUAAGCAAGUUCUUACUCGGGUUAUGUCAGUUUUGCGGCACAAGGAAUUGUUUGCUGAUGUUACAUUGAUCUGUGGUGAGAAACAUUAUGCCGUUCACAAGUUUGUACUAUGCACUUGUAGUUCGUAUUUAGAGAAGCUACUCGAUUGUGCACCGGGUGAUCAUCCAGUGUUGGUUUUGACGGAAACCCCUAUUGAAGCUGUCGAGGCGAUGCUCGACUUUUUGUACCUGGGCCAGGCAGAUCUUAGAACGGAUAAUUUGGAUCAACUUCUUGAUCUUGCACACGAGUUCAGAAUUAGAGGAUUAAUAAGCUCCAAGGAUUAUCCAGACAAACAAAAAUGCAGAGAGGAUGCAGCAAAACCCGAUGUUGCGAUGCACAUGCCAGAUAACACCAUAAAAUCCAGGAAACCCAAGGAUUCAGCUGAGCAGAAACAUUCGGUGGAUAAACCAGAUGAUAACCCAGAUGACGACCCAGAUGACGACCCAGAUUACGACCCAGAUUACGACCCAGAUUACGACCCAGACGACGACCCAGACGACGACCCAGACAACUACCCAGAUGACACCUCGGAGACAAAGAGUAAUCACAAGAAGAACAGGGAUCAAGAUGCCAAAGGUAGUGACAGUGUAAAAAUAAUGGAAGAAAUGAAUGAAAGUAAAAGUUGUAAAGUUUUUCAAUGUAAAUAUUGUAAACAAGUGUUUGAUACAUCAAUUGUAUUGGAGAGACAUGAAUUAAGUCAUCUGGAGAAACAGUUCUUACCGUGCCCUGAGUGUCCAUUCAGAACACUAGAUAAAGUUUCUUUAAACAAGCACAUUUCAAAACAUGUGAAAGCAAAGCUGUUCUCUUGUCCUUACUGCCCAGCUCAUCACUCCCUUGAAAAGCAACAUGUUACACACCAGAGACGAACACAUCCCAACAAGAAGGUCGUUAUUAACACAUCUUCAGUUCCAACCUUAAAGUCGCGUGAUAAAGUUCAAAAGGGCAAGUCAGUUCAAGAAUGUUCGGCAGCAUCGCCACCUUUCUCAAAGAAAAUGUGCAAAUCCUUACGCUCGGACUCCUCGCUGUUGCCAGCACGAGAAAGUAAUAUAAGCAACAGAGGUGGUUCUUCACUCUCACCAACGACAAAAGUUCUCAAUAGUCCAAAAUCCAGUGCUUCCUCAUCACCAUCAUCCAAAGUUCACGAAUUAAUAAAACUGUCAGCAUCACCGCCUCCAGAGUUGCCAAGCCGUGCCAAGUCCGUCUCUUCCUUAUCGCCACCAGCUAAAGUUCGAAGAAUCGGUAGAAAUAGUACAUCUCCUGUAUUGCCAUCAAGAAAGCAAAAAAGGCGUAGAUCUAGUUCUUCGUCUUCAGUUAAGGCUAAAUCUGGUAAGGCAGUUAUGUUGUCAUCUCCGACGCCAGAGGUGCCAAGUGAUAAUAGAUGUAGCUCAUCUUCCUCACAGUCGUCAGGAGUCGGGAUAAGGUUGAGCAUGUCGCCCUCGUCGCUACAAGAUUUCUCUAGAAGUUCAAGCUCGAGCUCUUUGAUCAGAAGCCCUGGAGGCAGUCCUUCAAAUUCACCGCCAUCUAAAUAUCGGCGAACGACAAGAUCUAGCACUAAGGCAGAAUCAUUAAGAAGACAGUCUAGAGAGAAAUGAAUUGCAUUUUUAUAAAUGUUUCGAAUUUGUAAAUGACAUCGCUCAUUCAUAAAAAAAUUAAGGUUUAAAGAAGUCAAAUAUAUUAACAUCAUAAGAGAUAUUUUCUUAAUUAUUUCAGUGUUAAUUUUUUACUGUAUAAAGAUUAAUUUUUUUACUGUAUAAUUUUUUACUGCUAAACUUUGAUGUAGCUUAUCCAUAUCACCUCAAAAAAUUGUACCUCCUUUCUAAUGUAAAUCUGAUAUCAUGCAUAGAGCAGUUAGAUCUUAGAAGAUAGCUCAAAUUUUAGUGCUCAAAAGCCUCAGUUUCAAGAUAACUAUUAUCCAUAUCACCUCAAAAAAUUGUACCUCCUUUCUAAUGUAAAUCUGAUAUCAUGCAUAGAGCAGUUUGAUCUUGGAAGAUAGCUCAAAUUUUAGUGCUCAAAAGCCUCAGUUUCAAGAUAACUAUUAUCCAUAUCACCUCAAAAAAUUGUACCUCCUUUCUAAUGUAAAUCUGAUAUCAUGCAUAGAGCAGUUUGAUCUUGGAAGAUAGCUCAAAUUUUAGUGCUCAAAAGCCUCAGUUUCAAGAUAACUAGUCACUCUUUCAUGUCAUGUCAUGUUUAUUAAUUAAUAUUUUAUUUUAAUAGCAAGCAUUGGUUACUCUGCGUAUAUGUAAGUAACAAUAUGAAAUAUCUUGUUUCUUUUUCACUCAUGUGUUGCUUUUUUUUUUUACAAAUCAAAUUUUAAUUUUAAACAACAUUGCUACAGUAUUCUUAAAAUAAAGUGUUUAUAUUAAUAGGGAAAUAAUACAAUGUAAAUGUUUAUAAUUGGGCAUUUUUUUUUUUUUUAAAUGCAUAUGCUUUAGUUUACUAUGCUUGUCAUGUGUCUGCUGUAAUUAAUUUGGGUCUUGCCCAUCAAACCUGUUUUAUUUUGAAGAUAAAAACUUCAUACCUGUUGCAGGCGAUGAGUCACAAUAACGUGGCUAAAGUAUGUUGACCAGACCACACACUAGGAGGUGAAUGGUUCAGGACGGACCGAAACGUCGUCGUCCCUUCACCUUCUAGUGUGUGGUCUGGUCAACAUUCUUCAGCCCCAUUAUUGUGAUUCAUGAUUUGCACUUCAUACCUAUUGCAGUAUAAUUUUUGGAUGCCGUCAACUCAUUCUUGUCUCUCAUGUUGUGGUAUCUGCAUGAUGUUUAGUCUUUAAACAGCACAGUACUGAUGUUUUAAGUACCGUUAUACAUUAAUUUCACAUACAGUAGACUCCCAUUCUUACGUGAGGGAUGUGUUUGUGAGUCUCUUACGUGAGACUUCGUGUCACACUGGACAUCAUAGUAUUUUAUUUUGGGUUUUGUGAGAGAAUAAGAUGCAUUCCAGGACAAAGAAUUUUAUUAUUUAGAAAAUUAAGUGGUGUCAAGACAGUCAAAUAUUAAGAUUUAUUAACUCUAUCCAGUACAACACAGUUAAGUUAAUGCAAUAGUUUUUACAAAUUUGUAUGAAUAAUAUUACAGUAUGUAGUACAAAAAUACAAUCUUUAGUUGUGUAAAAAUGCCUCUUUGGGUUGCUUCGGGAUGGACUGUGGGGAAAUUUUGGGAUGAAAUUGAAAACUAUUAAAUUAGGUUCUGUUGGAUAUCCACCAUACUAGUGGGAUGAAAUUCAGUAUGGAAAGGAGGGGGGGGAGGAGCUGUGUACCAGAUCUGUUUUAAUAUUGAUGUAUAUUGUAAUGCUGCUUGAGCACGUUCCUACUGUUCCUAUUCAUAACGUUACCCAAUAACUAACGGUUUUGAGUACAAAUUUUAGUGCAAUUAUUUUUUUUGCUUAAUAUUAUUCUAUUUUAUCAUUAAAAACUAUAGAAAACACAUUUGUGUAUAUUUUGAUACAAAUAUUAAUUGGAAAAGGUAUAUUUAUAAAUAUUUAAUUGAUUUUUUUUUAAUUUUUGCCAUCAAAUUCUGUUACAAAUAUUUGGUCUCACUCCACCAAAAGUCAUCCGUUGCUUUCCAUUUAAAAUGACCAUAAAAGAUCAUGCUACAAGAAUGGAAAUCUUCUGUUGCCACGGAAUUUCUGCCACCCAGUUCCUUUUCAAUGAGUGUCAACUAUAAGUGUAUUUUUUUUUAUGAUUUUCAUAAGUGAAUGAAUUUUAAGAAAAGAGUCGAGGCCAUUGGGUGUGGGUAAAGUAAGGUUUAUAGUUGGUUUUUAUUUUGAGUUUUCAGACCAUCAUUCAUCAUCUUAGGUGAAUCAUUGAGCUUCAAUUUUAAAAUAAGGCUGUGAUAUAGACUAGGGGGGGGGGGAGAUAGAGCUGUAUAGUCAGGUUAUGCUGAUGUAUAUUCAUCAUGUGUUGUGAUGUAUUUCGUGCAAUAAGUUCACUCUUAAAUGUAGGCGAUGAAUCACAAUAACGUGGCUGAAGUAUGUUGACCAGACCACACACUAGAAGGUGAAGGGACAACGACGUUUCGGUCCGUCCUGGAUCAAAUUCUUCUAGUGCGUGGUCUGGUCUUCACUCUUAAAGGAAAGGAGGAAAAAAAAAAGCAGCACAUAGGAUCUAAUAUUGUACUGCUUGGAUCUCAUUUUUUGUUUGCAGAACACAAGUUUUAUAGGAGUUGGGACCAGAGGCAUUGAGUAGUCAACAAAGACACGACUAGGACCUGUUGGCUUUAGUUAAUAUUUUCUCUCUUAACCUGCUGUAGGAAAAUCUUUUACUGGUGAUUCUCUUCCAAAGGAAUUUUGUAGUUCUUUAUUAGGUGGUGCUACACUAGUAGUUGAAAUUUUAAUUAUAAAUUACUUUGGGGGGAGCAUUUUAGUGUACUGGAAUCUUUUAGAGUUUCUAAUAAAGGUUUGGAAAAUUCAGAAUAUAAUUAAAUUGUAUUUGAGAGUUUUGUAGUUGGGAAAUAUUUGUUGAGCUUGAUUCUUAAUCCACAAAAGUUGUCUUUGGCUUAUAUUAGCCUAUACGGUAAUGGAAUGUUUUACUACUUAAGAAAGUUAAUCUUGGUUACAACUAUUUGUUUUGCUAUUAUUGUUGUCUGUAUAAGUUUUUUCAUGUUCCUGAGGCAGCAUUUUUUUUUUUUUUUAAAUUAGGAUUUGGUACUGUACUGCUGUUUAAAUUUUUUCUCCUAAAUUUUUAUUACAUGUUCUGUUAGCUGUAGAAGCGUGACGUUAUCACUUACAUUUGGCUGUUCUCUAAAUAAUCGGCAUCGAUUAUGCUAUUAUAUCAGUCCCAAUGAAAAAUUAGCGUCCAAGAAAUUUUCUUCUUAGUCUUAUUUUGUGCUGAUAGUAAAUUGUUGGUAACUCGGGGGAGGUUACCUUACCUUGAGGUUACCUUGAGGUGCUUCCGGGGCUUAGCGUCCCCGCGGCCCGGUCGUCGACCAGGCCUCCUGGUUGCCGGACUGAUCAACCAGGCUGUUGGACGCGGCUGCUCGCAGCCUGACGUAUGAGUCACAGCCUGGUUGAUCAGGUAUCCUUUGGAGGUGCUUAUCCAUGACACUGAGGGGAAGCUCAGUGUUGCAAAAUUAUUUGUGCAAUAUUGCACGAAAUGGUUUCUGGACUUGUCUUCAGUUCUGUCAAACAACGUCAAGAUCAUGUGUGUGUGUGUUGGUAUCUGGACCCUUCCUCUUCAGGUCCAUAAACUAUGUCAUGCUCAUCAGUGUUGGAAAGUAGGAUAAAUUGUGGGGUUCAAUUCCUGGUAAAGCCAGAUAGGUCGAUAAUGAUCUUGAGUGAAACUUGUGAUAUGCUAGCACCUAAUGGGGUGUUAAAUUGAUCGCUCUCCAUCUCCAGUUAUUGUUCCUUGUCGAUCUAUAUUAAGAUUCAAGCACUGAAAGCUGAUUAUUUUAUAGUCUUAGUUUUGAGUUUAUUUUUUAUACCUGUUUGACAUAUUUUUCAACAAUACUUUUUUUUUAUAGAGCAAGAGUUAUAUUAAUGUUUAUUCUUUUAUUGAAAGCAGUACCUUUUUCUUUUCUGUUUUAAAUACAAAAUAUAACAAAGUUAAGUAAACAUACAGGUGAUAUGUCCACUCCUUAGUAGUUGAUAUUGUAACAAGUAGUUGAUAUAUGUUUUAAAGCAAGCAUGUCAAACAUGCGGCGUUUUGCAAGCACACCUGUGGCCCACACAAAGGAUACUGUAAUUUGAUAUGUAAUAUAAUAAAUAAUAUAAUAUAGAAAAAUAUUCUGCAAUAAUUUGUAUUAAAUCACUUUAUUAGUUUGGAGUGUAUGGCCCUUAUGACAACACAAAUGUGGCCCAUAUGGCCCUUGGGGGACCCUCAGUUGUGGUGUAUGGCCCUUAUGACAACACAAAUGUGGCCCAUAUGGCUCUCGGGGGCCCCCCUCAGUUGUGGUGUGUGGCCCUCAUGACAACACAAAUGUGGCCCAUAUGGCUCUCGGGGGGCCCCCCUCAGUUGUGGUGUGUGGCCCUCAUGACAACACAAAUGUGGCCCCAUAUGGCCUUCGGGGAAUUCUCAGUUUGACAUACCUCAUUUAAAUGGUAACAUUGUGUAAAGAAAAUGUGCGAUAGGAAUUAAUAAUACAAAAAAUGAUUACUGUAUUAUAAUACAUAUUUUUCGAAAGUUAUUAAAAUUGUGCCUUUUUAUGUUUAAUGCUGCAUAUGCUCGAAUUGUACAUUGCAAGUCGCUACUGAACACUUCUACUUAAAUUCUUCCACAGUUUUUAACUAAAUAGGACUUUAAAAAUAUAAGCAUUUAUUAUUUUGAGGAAAGUAAUACUGAAUGUAUUUCUAAUUCAGUAUUAGUAAAAUGUUAAAUGUGUGACUAAUGAAUGGAAAAUACUCCUUAGACCAGCUGUGAAUUGUCUCCCUGUCUGCUAGUUGUACAAGGUCACCUAUGUGAUCUGUUAUAUAUUUCUCCUUAAUUAUACUUGUAUCACAUCCAGACAUCUUUUAUGCUUCCCAAGAUUACGUACAAUCUUUGGAAGAGUUUAGGGAGUGAUGCGCGUAAUGUAACAGCAAACAUCAAGAAAAUGUAAAAGUGUUUGGCCAUUCUCUGUAAUACUUGGGGCUUCCAGUGGUAAUGUUAUGCAUUAAUUACCUUUAGUCAAAAUGGAGCUGUACUUGAAAUUGUUUGAUACGUAGAAUGUUAUAAAGUUUUAAUUAUAUAGCAUUUAUUAUACGACAGUGAUGGUGCUACGUAGUCUCUACAGCUUGGUGCCUUCUUCUGGUAAUUACUCUAAUUACUUAUACUUAUUCCAUAUUAAAAUGUUCUUUCUUAAGAAAUGUAAUGUUUAUUUUGGCAUCAUUCUGCUAUUUUAAUUUCCUGUUGCUUUAUUCUUUAGCAUAAUGUGGCUGAUGCAUAUUGUGUGUUUCAAGCCAUAACUUGUGAUAAAUAAUCACUGCCACAGUGUAUAAUGUUUGUUUCAUGUCAAGAAACAAAGAGCUGUUUUGUUAACAGUUGGUACAGUAUAAUAAAGUUUUCAGUUCAUUGGAACAUAAAGCUGUAUGGGAUUAAUGUUUUCAUUUAUUGAUGUUUACGUCUUCAAGGCUUGCAGUUUUACUUGCAGUCUCCAGUCAUGUUUGUAUACAUAGGCUUGGCCUUAUAUAUUUAUAAUCCAUUUUAAAUAAUACUGAUUUUGGUUUGAAAUUUGUGCAAUAAUUUGAAAAUGGCUGUAAUGUUGUGGUUUAGAAACCAAAGAAAAACACUUAUUUAUUCAAAUUCAUUUUUAUUCUCAUUCUAUUGUGAAAUUUUAAUUUUUUUUUAAAUAUAAAUAAGUAGGUAUUUUUUCUCAUUAUUUAUAGACGACAAAUAAUUUUAUUUGGUUAGCACAUAGCCCUUAUAUUAUUAAAGUCUAAUUUUAAUUAAAUUUGUUUAUUUAGCUCUGUGAAGCAUUUUAGUUUUGCAGUGCCAGUAUUUGUUAUGAAACUACAGUACUAUACUGGUAUUAAAUUUUUUUAAUUUAGUUGUGAAAAUUGGUUUAUUAUUUUGGAAACUACAUUGUGAAAUGUUGGUUGUACGGAAACUGUGUGGGAUGCCAUCGGCAGACCCGCAAGUUGAAGGGUUCCUAUACUGCUAUUAUUUAGUUGUGAUAUUACAUUACUAAAUGUUUACUAGAAAAACAAAGAAUGUUAUAAAUUAGUUAGGCAGUUGUAGAAAUUUCUCUCUUUUUAGUGUAGAGGUACAGAAUUUUACCUAUUAAAAUAAAUUUAUUAGAAUUUA
Molecule: messenger RNA, 8012 nt
Organism: Procambarus clarkii (red swamp crayfish)
Lineage: Eukaryota; Metazoa; Arthropoda; Malacostraca; Decapoda; Cambaridae
Product: zinc finger and BTB domain-containing protein 24
Biological process (GO): regulation of transcription by RNA polymerase II
Cellular component (GO): nucleus
Molecular function (GO): RNA polymerase II transcription regulatory region sequence-specific DNA binding; DNA-binding transcription factor activity, RNA polymerase II-specific; protein binding
Source: RefSeq, a predicted model, not a curated record